Messenger RNA from Salvia miltiorrhiza (redroot sage), 2445 nucleotides. Its product is annotated as M phase phosphoprotein 10. Bases 124 to 1887 code for a protein of 587 amino acids. The transcript is spliced from 13 exons. Gene Ontology annotation, biological process: rRNA processing. Gene Ontology annotation, cellular component: nucleus; Mpp10 complex; small-subunit processome. The record is from RefSeq and is a predicted model, not a curated record. Lineage: Eukaryota; Viridiplantae; Streptophyta; Magnoliopsida; Lamiales; Lamiaceae.
GUAUAUAUAGAUGCCCUCUUAAACCCUAACCCCUAAAACCACUGUUCUGCCUUCGCCAUCGGCAUCGACCUAAAACCACUGUUCUACCUCCGCGCCUCCGCCAUCGCCGUUACCAACGCCAACAUGGCCUCAGCCGCUGACGGCGGAGAAAAAUCUGCUGGCUUGGAGGCUCUUCACCGGCUCGAAUCCACAGAGGCGCCGCUCUAUUUAACACCAUCGCCGGAGCUGUCGAAGGCUGCUCGUUUAGCAUUGGAGUGCUUGUUCGCCUCCCUCAAUCCUUAUGUUCCUAAACCUCUAUUGAGUCGCCUCUCGACGGAAGGUUUCGAUGCAGAGCAGAUAUGGCAGCAAAUUGACCUCCAAGCCCAGCCCCUGCUCUCCUCCCUCCGCCGCCAAAUCAGGAAUUUCGAGAAGAACCCAUCAGAAAUCGAAAAUCAAUUCAAUUGUGACAGAGAUGGUGUAAAAGAAGACAAUUUGCGUGAAGAUGGGAAAAAUAAAGAAAACGGUGGCGUAGAAAGUGAAAGUGAGGAUUUUGAUGAUGAUGAUGUUGAUGAGGAUGAGGAAGAGGAAGAGGAUGAAGAUGAAGAUGAAGAGGAAGGGGAUGAAGAUGAGGAUGACGAGCAUGACGAGGGAGAAAAUGUGAAGGGAGUAGAGGAUAAGUUUCUGAAGAUAAAGGAAUUGGAGGAGUAUUUGGUGGAAGACGAGGAAAGGGAAUAUGGUAUAAAGAAGGAGAAGAAGAAUAAGAGGAAGAUAGGUAAAAUUGCAGAUGAGGACGAGGAAUAUGAAAAUGAAGAAGGCGACGAAGAUGAUGAGGAUGAUGAGCUUGGAUUUAUGGGGCUCGAAGAUGAUGCUGAUGAUGGGAGUGACAUGGAGAAUGCAAGGUAUGGCGACUUCUUCACUUCUCAAAAGAAAACCAGCCAGAAAAAAAAACCCCAGUAUGAUGAUGAAUUAGAUGACAUGGAUAUGGAUGAACCUGAAAAUGAUGAUAGCGAUCAGAAUGAACAAAGUCCUCCGACCCAUGGAAAAGAGCUAGGGCAACUCCGUGCUAAGGUAGAAGAGCUGGAAAAGGCAAAUAUGCAGGGCAAGACGAAACAAAGUCUUUCUACCCAUGAAAAAGAGCUAGAGAAACUUCUUGCUGAGAUAGUUGAAAUGGAAAGAGCGAACUUGGAACCAAAGACAUGGACAAUGCAGGGCGAGGUCACUGCUGCUAAAAGACCAAAAAAUAGUGCUUUGGAGGUUGAUAUGGAUUUUGACCAAAAUGUGAGACCUCCUCCAGUUACAACAGUGGAGGAUACUGCGUCUCUUGAAGAAUUAAUUAUGAAACGUAUAAUAGAGGGCCAAUUUGAUGAUGUCCAGAGGCCACCUACUUUAUUAAACAAGGCACCAAAAGAGAGAAAAGAGAUGGACGAAAGUAAGAGCAAAAAGGGCCUUGCUGAACUUUAUGAGGACGAGUAUGCUCAGAAGACUGGCCUUGUGUCUACUGCAUUGUCUUUCUCAGAUGAACAAAAGAAAGAAGCAAGUAUGCUGUUCAAAACUCUCUGUCUGAAGUUGGAUGCUCUAUCUCAUUUCCAUUUCUGUCCGAAACCGGUUAUUGAAGACAUGUCCAUACAAGCAAAUGUCCCUGCUCUGGCAAUGGAAGAGGUUGCACCUCUGGCCGUGUCUGAUGCAGCUAUGCUAGCUCCUGAAGAAGUAUUUUCUGGUAAAGGUGACAUCAAAGAAGAAAUUGAGCUAACAAAGGCAGAUAGAAAGAGGAGAAGGGCAAAGAAAAAAAGACAGUUUAAAGCUGAGUCUGUCAAACGGAUGGCAGUAAAGACACAGCUAAGCACAUUGAAGAGACCUGAAGAUGGUAAUUUUGUCAUAUGCAUUUCAUUUUGGCUCUUGAGGUUUUGAUUGCUAAUUCACUAGACCCUUAUGUGUUUUUUUCAGUUUUAUGAAGCCCUGAACUUUUACAUUUUGUUUUAGCAACAUAGACUUUAAAAUUCAGGGCAAGAAACUGAUUUUGCCUUGGUUUUGCUGUUGCAAUUUUGGAUCUUGUAAAGGAAAUCUAAUUGCUGCUGCUGCUUGAAGUUGCAGGGAACGGGGAGUCAUGAUUCAUGAAUGACACUUUGAAAGAAAUGUUUUCUUGCCUUUGCCUGCUGUGACCGUCUUUUGACGCAUGCAAGUGGAAGAAGAAAGAAGUUACCAGUGAAGCCGAGGAAUAUAUAUGCUAAAUCACUAUUGCUGGUGCAUUGAUCUCCGCUUGCCAAAUGUGAGUUUCUUAAAACACAUCCCACCGUUAACGCGAUCCUCCAUUUUUGUCAAUUUAUACGCGAGAAAUAGACGCUCAGAAGAUGAUGGGCUUCUAUGUUGUAACCUUUUUUAUUUUGAAGAUUGCUAUGUUGUAACCUGAUCAUGGAGUUAUGAAUGAUAUACAAGUAAAAUUAAUGGAUUAUUACUAAUUUCAGUCGA